Molecule: messenger RNA, 3428 nt
Organism: Styela clava
Lineage: Eukaryota; Metazoa; Chordata; Ascidiacea; Stolidobranchia; Styelidae
Source: RefSeq, a predicted model, not a curated record
AUGAAUUAUGUCGUAUAAUUAGCGAGUUAUUAAUUAAUUAGUGUUGGGACACGCGGUAUAGAGUCAUGAAUCGAAACGGCAGUUUCGAUCGAUUAGUCUUCGGUCUCUAACCGAUAUUCUCGCUAAACUAUUGCUUGGUUUUGCAUAUUACACAAAACUGCAUUUCAUGGUAAACUUGUAUGUGUUCGUUUUUGAGAUCCCCUGCCUUCUAUUUUAUUUUUUGAGGCCAGUAUUUGAGUAACAUGUAUUUUUUAUUUAAAAUUAUAUCUGUUUAUCUAUGAACAUGGCUUUGAAUUCACAAAAAAUCACAUUUUACUCCACGUCAAAAACAACCCCCAUUUUCGACACCUGGUUGGCGAAAUUCUCAAUCCCAACUCCAAGAAAAACAAAUUUUGUUCAUAAAAACUUCUGUGUUUGCUAGCCUUUUUAAUUGCCUAAUGUUUAGUCAACCCAUUGCUUAUUUAACAAAAGUUUUCUACUUCGGCUUCGCAGCCGAUGAAGAUAGUUUGCAUGUGAAUUUCUAACUGCUUUUAUAGCCUGUUUUUGGGCUUGGUAGCGCUUUACUAUAGCUUAAGUUGAGCAAGUUGGCCUAGCUCAUAUUUUAAUGAAAUCCUUGAUAGUAUGCUCUCCUGCAUUUUUAAUUAUCAAUUUUUCAAUACUUUUUACCCAGAGAUCAAAGUUUGAGCAGACUUCUUGCUCACCUCAAUGGUCACCCCAGGGACCCAGUCCCAUUCCCGGGGAUUUUGCUGAGGAAUCUACUCCACCAGAAACCCCCACUGUACCCAGAUCGAUAUCACCCUCUGACAUCAUUUCUGAAGAAUCUCAUCAUUUUCCACAUGCCGUGUUUGAAGAAGAGAAUGAACCUCUUGAUCAAGACGAAAGUUCUUCAUCCAGAGAUGGAUUCGAUCAAAUGCAUUCACCUGCGUUGUUGCCGAUGUCAAACGCUUAUACAUCAACCUCUGCUGAAACUUCCAACACAGAAAAACGAAACAGGCAUAGUUCAUCCAGCUCCAAUGACUCAAACUCAUCGAAUGAAAAAUCUCUCACGCAGAUCAAAGAAAACAAGGAAUUUAAAACGAGAAUGGAGAAGGAUUUACGACAAGUUUCCAAACGAGCAAAGAUAGAUAAUCUGAAAGAAAAUGACAGAAUAAGAUCAAGGUCUCUGGAUAAUGAUAAAGGGACCACUAGUUCCAAUAUACCAGUAAAUAUUCAACCAUUUGCAGGUUCAUCUUCUCCAUCAGCAGAGUUAACUCUUCCUGAUAUAGGGAACUCAGCUUGCAGUCCGAGUUUCUUACAAUUUGUCAGUGAUACUUGCAGUGUAUCCCCAUUGGUUUUGAAACAUGCUGGUAGAGAUGUUGGUACAUCAACUUCUAGCACAACUGGUGCGACUUCUGCAUCUUCAUGGAAACAAAAUCGUAGACGAAAAAGCUCAGGAGCUGUCAGAAGAUUGGACGAAACAGAUACUACUAACACUCAAGAAAUCACGGAGGAAUUUGUUCCACAACAACCCACGACCUCAACAACAGAUCAAAAUGCGCCUGAACUUACGAAAACCAUGUCUAAUCCCUUACCAUCUCUCAAAGAAAAAGCUACCCCUACUGACCACACCAAAGAUUGUGCACUGACCGGUCCAGAGCCUGUGACUCCCAUCCAAGUCAUUCUAUGUUUGUUAUGUCAUUACUGUGAAGUGUCUGAUGCUUACGUGACGUCGCUUGCUCAACAAGAAAAUUGUACGGAUUGUAUGAUCACUUAUAUCAGAGAAUACCCAGGAAAGCUUGAUCCAAAAUUGAACAGAAUCAUAGAUCGUCUUACUUCAUGUCCCGAUUGUUUCCAUCAAAUUGUAACUUCACUACUUGUUACAUGUGUCGAUGCUGAAGCUAACAAGAGAAUGAUAAAUAAGGAUACUUUUGAUCUAAAUAAUGAUUCAGAGGAAUUCUGCACAAAAUGCAACAUGACAAAAACUUCUGAAUACAAAGAUCCACUCAGUAACAUGUGGCAUAAUAUUUCGCUAUCUCAUUCAUCAGUGUAUGGGGCAAACACAUUGAAGAGAAUGAUUACUAAAGGAACAGACUCAGAAGCAGUUGCAGCAACUUCAAUUGUAGUUUUGUUAUCUCUUUGGUGUAGUCGAUCUCUGGAGAGUAGAAAAAAUAUGUCCGAUUCUUUACUAAAAUACAUAAUUUCAAAUCUUCGAACAAUAUUGGAUCGCAAGAAACUUUACAUAUUAUGUGAUGCCAUCAUAAAUUAUGCAUCUACGAAUUACAUCUUUCAAUCUGCUUCUUACACUUUACAUAUACUCGCUGGACAUGGAAAUCGUAUAAAUGGCAACGGAACUGAAGUAGAAAAUAAUUUUGACAAUGAAAGUCCAGACUUGUUUGAAAUUUGUGAAGAGAAACUUGAUCAUGAAGACUUGAUACCGUUCAGCAUUCCUGUUGAAGGAAAAGGAACACAUGAGAAUGUUUCUGAAUGUGCAUAUUCUCUUCAUUGUUCAUCAUCUGAACCUGACAGAAAUCUUAUAUUUACUUCUGGUCAAUCAUCUAAAACUGAAAAGCAUCAACAUCAUCAUAAUACGAGAGCACGAAAAAUGUCGUCAGAGAAGAAAAAUAAUUCUUCGCAAGCUGUUUCAUCUAUCCCUAUCCAUUCUGAUAUAAUAAGUGGAAGAUCGCCAAUGUUCGGAGCAAUGCUCAGUGGAAAAUACAGGGAAUCCACAGAGAAGAAAGUUACAAUCCGAGAUGUGCUUUAUGAUGCAGCGUUAUACAUUAUUCAUAAUAUGUAUGGAUGCGAUGAAAACGACUGUACAGUAAUGAGGAAUAUAAUGUCAGAGGUUAUAUCAUCAUCAGAUUCCAGAUAUAGCAACUUCAUCGGCAAAAGUUGCAAUGCGGGACAACAACUUCCAGUUGAAAUAGAAAUAUUAAAAGUGCUGGAUGCCUGGCUUCUUCAGGACAAAAGAACUGAAUUUUACAAAAAAUAUAAAGGAUUUUUCAAUAAACAUUACAUGGAAAGAGAAAUUGCUGUUCUCAAGAGCCAAAAAGAAAAUCAAAAUUAUGAUAUAACAGGAGUGGCCACAAGCCAGAUCCUUGAGGAAGACGUAUCAUUUGCAAUUCCUAAAACUGAGUUUUGCCAAAAUUCUAGCAAGUUGUCUGCACAACCUCACGGUACCUCAUUUUUUCUUUUUGCUAUCAAUCAUAAUUUUACAGAUAUAACACAUGAUUUUGUCAGCAAUCUUCUUCGUCCAUGUUUUUUCAACCAUGAUCAUGAAUGCCACGGUAAGGUGUUUGCAAGUAUUUCUAAGAAUUGCGUUAACUUCACUGAAAUACUUUCCGAAGAGUUAAGUAAAGCCUUGAUCAAUGUUGUUGAUAUGUUUGAAAAUGUUAGAAGUUCUACUUAAAAAAAGGUUUCUAUUUUCUUUUCUUUCUAAAUAAAGAAUAUUU